Molecule: messenger RNA, 1307 nt
Organism: Blastocystis hominis
Lineage: Eukaryota; Bigyra; Opalinata; Blastocystidae
Exons: 2
Coding region: 1-234 (77 amino acids)
Source: RefSeq, a predicted model, not a curated record
AUGUACGAGAACCGCGGGGAGAUGUUCAAUCAAUUCGUGCAGCCGAUGGUGCACGCGUUCGUGAGGUCGUUGAUGAAGGGAGAGCUGCUGAAGGAGGAGACCAAGGACAAGAUCAAGCGAUGUCUCGCCGCGAUGUACAGGGAGGACGAAAAGGCGUUUACGAUGAUCGUGCAGUCGCUUUCUCCACAGGAAAACGCUUUUGUAUAUGAUCUAUUUAGUUCACUGGAGAAUUAGUCUUGGUCUUUGUUCCACAAACACAGGAUGAAAAAGGUGGGGUGCUGCCGUUUUGGAAACUUUGGUAAUCACUAGAUUCCUGCCACAAAACUCACUCAGCUCGAGAUUCGCGAGGACAUCCCCAAGUCCUGUAUUACGGUAAAAUCUGUGAAUGGAAUCCAGAAGGAUGUGCUCUUUUUUGGAACUCGCAACGGAAGCAUCAUUCCUGUGAAUGUGGGGCAUUUUCCAUUUUUUGAACAUAGAUCGAUGGCUCCACAAGCGAAAUUUCUCAGAUUUCCCACUUGGGAGAACUCUCCGCGCUCUGUAGCUACCACAAGGGGCUUUUAGCUUGCACAACGGAUGGUCAUUGCUAUAUUGUGUCGAUCAAAGAGUGCCUAUUCCUCUAAUUGUGCAUUUAUUUUUGUAGUAGAGAGAACUCACCAACGGCUUCUUCUGCAGGAUACAAACUCGUGGUCGAGAGUACGUGCGACGUGUGCUACAACAGCUGCAUCAUCAAGAUUUUCAAAAGUUUCAAGGUGGAGCGAGAGUUUAUUGUGAUUGGCACGGAAGAGGGCUUUAUCAAUAUCUAUCAACAGAACGGCCAGACUCUCUCUCUAAUCUCCUGUUUUACGUGCUGUGGAUCGAUUCUCGACAUUGUUCAAGGUGAGUCCAACUCUCUGCUUUCUCUAUGGGUUUCGUGCGAGGGCGACUGCGGGUAUGAGCUGCACCUGGAAGGAACCGUUUUCCAAUCCACCAUCCACCAAAAGUGCCAAUCUUCCCAGGUGCUGCGUUUGCAUCGAAUCUGGGUUUAUCCUACAAGCGUUUGCUGCUCAUGCGACCAGGUUGCAGAGUGCAUGUAUCUCACCCUUCCCACCACUUCCAUGCGAUUGGAACUCGACAUGACAGGCAACAUUUCACUUGUCGAUCAGCGCGAGGAGCGAUUCAUUGUCAGUGUAGGAGAACCGAUCAUGUCAUUCUGCGCUUUUGUAACCGAAAACAGCAUGGGCUCCCAGAUUGCUCUGGUGUGCCGUACCAAGUUCUUCUUUCAAAUAUACACAGAUGUUUUUAAGUAUUAUAAGUGCUUGUGUUAGAUU